Messenger RNA from Thunnus maccoyii (southern bluefin tuna), 1792 nucleotides. It is a transcript of the gene gpn1, whose product is annotated as GPN-loop GTPase 1. NCBI's taxonomy places the organism in Eukaryota, Metazoa, Chordata, Actinopteri, Scombriformes, Scombridae. The transcript is spliced from 13 exons. Bases 42 to 1241 code for a protein of 399 amino acids. Gene Ontology annotation, molecular function: GTPase activity; ATP hydrolysis activity. The record is from RefSeq and is a predicted model, not a curated record.
CCGUCUCUUUGCGGCAGUCGGUUGCUAAAACACCAGACAACAUGGCGGAGGCGGCGCAGUGCUCCGGUGCGGAGCAGCUUUUAACGGAGAAUCAGGAGCGUUCCGCCGCGGCGGGAGACACCGGGACACCGGGAGCUGCUGCCCGGGACAGACCCGUAUGUCUGAUAGUGUUGGGCAUGGCGGGAUCCGGGAAAACCACCUUUGUUCAGAGGCUGACGGCUCACCUUCACUCCCGCAAAUCUCCUCCGUAUGUCAUCAACCUGGAUCCUGCCGUCCACGAAGUGCCCUUCCCUGCAAACAUCGACAUCCGCGACACGGUGAACUACAAGGAGGUGAUGAAGCAGUACGGCCUCGGACCGAACGGAGGCAUCGUCACGUCACUUAACCUGUUCGCCACUCGCUUCGACCAGGUGAUGCAGUUUAUAGAGAAGAAGCAGCAGAAUCACCGGUACGUGCUGAUUGACACCCCCGGUCAGAUCGAAGUCUUCACCUGGUCGGCGUCAGGAACCAUCAUCACAGAGGCUCUGGCGUCGUCCUUCCCCUGUGUGGUCGUGUAUGUGAUGGACACGUCUCGCAGCGUCAGCCCCGUCACAUUCAUGUCCAACAUGCUGUACGCCUGCAGUAUUCUCUACAAGACCAAGCUGCCCUUCAUCGUGGUCAUGAACAAGACGGACAUCAUCGACCACAGCUUCGCCGUGGAGUGGAUGCAGGACUUUGAGGUUUUCCAGGACGCUCUGAACCAGGAAACCUCGUACGUGAGCAACCUGACGCGCUCCAUGAGUCUGGUCCUGGACGAGUUCUACACCAACCUGAGGGUGGUGGGCGUGUCCGCGGUGACGGGCAGCGGAUUGGACGAGCUGUUCGUCCAGGUGGAGGACGCCGCUGACGAGUACGAGAGAGACUAUCGACCAGAAUAUGAACGACUCCGUAAACAGCUGGCCGACGCUCAGAGCAAGAAGCAGCAGCAGCAGCUGGAGCGACUCAGGAAGGACCUCGGAGCCGUCGACAUGACGACGACACCGUCCACAGAGGAAGCUAACAUAGCCGGGCCCAGUGACCUCAUCAUGACACGCGGUAACCCUGACGACGUGGAGGAGGACGAGGAGAGCGACACGGACGACAUCGACCACAGCACGACGGAGGAAAGCAAAGAGAAGGACGCUUUUGGAAACUUCCUGAAGGAGAGGAAGGAAGUGGUUCAGGUUCGGAACAAGAGGUGUAUGAUGCCUGAGGGACCCUGACCUUUGACCCCUGACCUCUACGUCUCUGACCUCUGACGGCAGAGAAAAGACUGUGACAGAAUGUAGACGAAGGAAGUAAAAAAAAAAAACUCCCAGAGCUUUCCUUCUGUGGGGUACAGACUAUCACCUGGAGUCAGAGCGGACGGGACAGACUAUCACCUGGAGUCAGAGUGGACGGGACAGACUAUCACCUGGAGUCAGAACGGACGGGACAGACUAUCACGUGUGGCAGCAGAUAGUUUCUGUCUGGACUCUGACGAAGGAGGAAAACGACUUCCUGCUGCUUCCAUCAGUGACGUUUUUUUCCUCAGAUGUUCAGAAAUGAUAAGAAGGUAAAUAUCUAUACUUCCUGUCUGAUCAGAUGACAUCACUCGCACCGUUGAAGCUGAUUGGAUGCUCCUCAGUGUUGCUCCUCCCUCCCCUUAAAUAAAAAAGUUAUAUAUUUUUAUAUCAGAAGAAACUUAAAAUCUGCUUUUGUUGUGUUUUGUUGUUUUUCUGCUGAGUUUUGUUUGUAAAAGCUUUGAAAAUAAAAGUGAGCUCUUAGUUUUCAA